Messenger RNA from Hyaloscypha bicolor E, 1478 nucleotides. RefSeq lists its product as uncharacterized. Gene Ontology annotation, cellular component: proteasome regulatory particle, lid subcomplex; cytoplasm; nucleus. Gene Ontology annotation, biological process: ubiquitin-dependent protein catabolic process. Gene Ontology annotation, molecular function: ubiquitin binding; proteasome binding; endopeptidase activator activity. Bases 48 to 1214 code for a protein of 388 amino acids. The record is from RefSeq and is a predicted model, not a curated record. NCBI's taxonomy places the organism in Eukaryota, Fungi, Ascomycota, Leotiomycetes, Helotiales, Hyaloscyphaceae. The transcript is spliced from 4 exons.
AAACAUUUUAACAAGCAACUCUCACUUUUCAACGACAAAAAGCCACGAUGUCUGCCAACCCGAUAAUUACAUUUAAGGCUGGCCGGUGCGACAUCAAUCAGUCAAACAGACCUUGGAAAAUCACGCCGGAUCCAACACCUGGCUAUAUUUACAUGUACUCUGAAGAUGACAUGACACACUUUUGCUGGCGCGAACGAAGCAAGGCCAUGACCGAUGAAGACAAUCUCGACCUCAUCAUGUUCCCCUCUGAUGCACACUUCGAGCCGUACGAAUACAAGACCUCAAGUCAACCCACAUCCAAGACAAAUGGCCGCAUAUUCGUUCUGAAGUUCUCCUCGUCCUCCUCAAGACAUUUCUUCUGGAUGCAAUCAAAGCCUCAAGCACAAAAUGGAGAUGCCAGCUGGUUCAGCCCUCGAGACUUAAAAAUCGGCCAAAUCGUCGACACGCUGCUCCAGGGUGAGGACGUCAAUGUAUCUGAGGAGAUUGCACAAGUUCGGGGCGGUGGCAACGGCGGAAACGAGGAUGAAGAUCAGACAAUGGAGGAUGUAGAAGGUCAUGGAGAUCCGUCAGAACACCACCAAGGCGGAAGUGGUGGUGCAGGGCCAGACGCCACUGGCGGGGAUAUUAGAGAAGAGGGGGCUGGUGCAAGGGAAGGCGGUGCUGAUGGCGGACGAGCUGCCGGCUCCGGCCCAACAGACGCUGCCACGGUAGUUCAGAACUUCCUCAACUCAUUGAAGGGUGGACAAGGCAUUCCGACGCAACCGCAGGGAGGUCAAAUGUUCACUACAUUACCAGAUCUAUUACCGUCGUCCACGACUAUUCCAAUUAUCGACUCGGCCAGUCCUGCACAAAUCGACAACCUCCUGAGCUACCUCCCACCGGCAAUUCUGCUUAUUUCACAGUCAUCUUCAGCACAGAUUGACAGAACGAAGGAGCCAAGUGCGGCAUCUGCUUCUGCGGCGAUUGAGGCUCUCCCAUCCGGAGAGAAGAAGGCCAUAUUGAAGCGAGUAUUGAGAAGUCCUCAAUUCAACCAGAGCUUGGGUAGCCUCACCAUGGCAAUUCGAGAUGGAGGACUGCCUAGUAUCGCCGAUGCACUAGGAGUGAAAGUCCAGAAUGGAGGUUUUGUCAGGGGCGGUAGCGUACCUCUUGGAGGUGGAGAAGCAGUCGAGUCAUUUGUUGAAGGCGUGAAGAAAUCAGUUGAGGAGAAGAAAUAGAGAAGUAGUGACCGAAUAGCCAUUGCCGUCCACUGCCAUUUCACUUCGAAAGACUUGUACCACAAUAAGACCUCUAGACUCACACCUUGCUGGAAGGCCGGGGGAGAUUAUAGAAACCAAAGUAGAUCAAGACCAUUGAAGAGCAGAAUCUUGGUGGCAAUGGUUCACAAGAAUCAGAUGCGGAAUCAAGUAAUUUCUAUUUAUUUUGCGGUUGUGGAACGUUAGUUCCCGAAGUGUUGUGAAAAGGAUAAUUACAAGACCCAC